This is a messenger RNA of Podarcis raffonei (Aeolian wall lizard), 4312 nucleotides long. RefSeq names its product SEC22 homolog C, vesicle trafficking protein (gene SEC22C). The record is from RefSeq and is a predicted model, not a curated record. The transcript is spliced from 7 exons. Bases 1292 to 2203 code for a protein of 303 amino acids. Lineage: Eukaryota; Metazoa; Chordata; Lepidosauria; Squamata; Lacertidae. Gene Ontology annotation, biological process: endoplasmic reticulum to Golgi vesicle-mediated transport.
AAACAAAUUGCAUGAAUAAAUCCCUCACACACACUCUCUCUCUGCACGUGUAGCAAAUGCAGUGCCGGAUUUAUGCUGAACAAGCUAUAGCUUAGGGCCCCAUUCUCUUGCCCCCCCCAAAAAAAAAUGUAAAGGAAAAAUAACCUGGAUGUACAUUUCCAAAAUAUAAGAUGAAAAACAAAUAAAAUAAAACCUACAUACAGCAGCAGUGUUUUGUGUUGUGUAGGCUCCUAUGAUGUAAGUCAUGGGCCCUGCCUGCUCGCCUGCUCCCUAAAAUAUCACUUAGAAAGGGUCCCAUUACCUUCAGUAGCGUAAAGGUAAAGGGACCCCUGACCAAUAGGUCCAGUCGUGACCGACUCUGGGGUUGCAGCGCACAUCUUGCUUUACUGGCUGACGGAGCCGGCAUACAACUUCCGGGUGAUGUGGCCAGCAUGACUAAGCCGCUUCUGGCGAACCAGAGCAGCACAUGGAAACGCCGUUUACCUUCCUGCCAGAGCGGUACCUAUUUAUCUACUUGCACUGGUGUGCUUUUGUACUGCUAGGUUGGCAGGAGCAGGGACCGAGCAACGGGAGCUCACCUCGUUGCGGGGAUUCAAACAGCUGACCUUCUGAUCAGCAAGUCCUAGGCUCUGUAGGGCCUCCUCAAACCUAAAUCCGGCCCUGGGUGAAGGUUGUGAAACAAAUUGCAUGAUAAAUCCCUCACACACACACUCUGCACGUGUAGCAAAUGCAGUGCCGGAUUUAUGCUAAACAAGCUACAGUUUAGGGCCCCACUCUCUUGGGGGCCCCCAAAAAAUUUAAAGGAAAAAACACACCUGAAUGUACAUUUCCAAACUAUAAGAUAAACUUCUUAAUUGUAUUUCAGUUCAACAAUUACUCUGAUAAAAUACAUAUUUUGUUAUGUGCAAAUGGCUUUCGAUACCUAUCAGGUCCGCAAAUUACCAGAUAUACUCAACACAAAAAACACAAAAAACAAUGACAAUUCGUUUUUGAAAAAGGACAGCUGGGUAUAUAAAGGGCCCCAUUACUUUCAGUAGCUCAUGGGUUGGUUUACAGUAUCAAGGCAAAGCUAUGGAAAGGGUAUUUAGAUAGUUUUGAACUGUAGGUGGGGAAAGAGUGGCUUAAAAUGGGGGGAAAAAGUAUUGGUUUAAGGUGUAGCUCAGCUUGUUCUGGAUAAAGUGUGUGUAGAAAUCCAGUUUUGAGGAGGAAUCCUGUUGCUGCAGAACUGCUGAUGUUUGGAAGGAAAGGGCGGGCAAGCAAUGAGUUGCCCCCAUGAGUUCUCCUGUGGAGGAUGUCCAUGAUCCUCUUUGCCUGCGUGGUUCGGGUGAGGGAUGGACUUCCACUCUCUGCCUCCACGGACUUCCACCUAGACCAGGACUUCUUGGAAUGCAGGAAGAGGCUCAAGACCUUGUCAUCCAUUCUGACACAGUAUCCAGAGCGUGGGACAGCCAAAGAACGUGACCUCAGUAUACACUUUCAUUCUUCUGGAGACGUGGCCUGCAUGGGGAUUUGCACCAGCAGUUUCCCAGCUGCCAUGGCGUUCUGCUUUCUGGAAGAGCUCCAGUGGGAGUUUGCCACUACCUAUGAUGCCACCAGUGUGGGCCUGGCUUCCAGACCGUAUGCUUUUCUAGAAUUUGACAAUGUCAUUCAAAAAGUCAAAGGCCGUUUCAAUUACACCAACUGCGCACAGACGAAGUUCAACUUGGAAAAGAUCCAGGAAGAGCUCCUCUUGCGGCCUCCUGCACUUGUGAAGUUGGAAGAUGCGGAGCUGAGGAACGGGAUUGUGAACGGCCACACGGAGCUCCACAUGGAAUCUGGUCCUGCUCACAGAAUGCAACCUGUGUCUGCUUUGGGAAUCUUAUCUCUUGUUCUCAACAUAAUGUGUGGAGCACUGAAUCUCAUCCGAGGCGUUCACCUGGCAGAGUAUUCAUUUCAGGAAGACCGCAAAGGAAUUGGAAAUGUGAUAGCAUUUCUCCUGCCCUUUGUAGCCUGCUUUUUGUUGUGCUGCCUUUACCUAUUCUACAGUUCAGCCAGGAAGAUAAAGGUCUUUGUACUUUUCGUCACAAUCUGUCUAUGCAACAUCUACCUGUAUGGGUUAAGGAACAUCUGGCAGAUACUUUUCCACCUAGGAGUGGCUUCCCUUUCUUCCCAUCAGAUACUGACACGGCAAGUUGUGGAGAAACCGCCAGACUUUGGAGUAUGAAAACGAUCGUGGAAUACCAGCUGCGGGUUGUUGUUUUUUUAAAAAAAUGUUUGGUUUGGGAAAGGGGGUGUUUAACGCUGGUCAAAACCAGCUUGUGUAAAAUGGCGAGGGUUUCUUUUGUCACCCAGCCUUUCCCAGAAGAAUGGGUUUUAGCCCACUGUUGUGUGUUUAUAGAAGCUCAAGGAAACAGGCAUACACUGUGUCCAACUCAAGGCAGGGUCCUUUGAGCACCAUUCCUUUUCAGAUCAACGCACAUAAUCUAAAGAAUGAUCUGGAUGCCCUUGCCGGAGUGAAGCAGAGCCGAGGGCCUGAUAGGUCCUUCCUGUUCUGGGAUUCCGGGAGAAAGAUAGGCUGCAGUUUCCAGCAACCAUAAAACAAAUAAUCUGAUCUGUGGUGUCCUGCAAGCAGAGAGGAGGAGAGCUCUAGACAACCCCAGAACAUCAGUCCAUGCCCCACUGGCGAAGGCAAGCCGUACAGGGAUGGUGAUUGUUGCUUUCACGCUGAAACCCCCCCUAAAUACGUUCCAGUCAGUCAAAUACCCACACGGCACCACAAAGGCCAGGCUUUCGACUCCCACUAGUUUUAAGGCACAGGUAGAGCUAAUAGAAUGGUUUGUGGCUUUUUUAUGGCAAAGAUGGCUUUAAAUGGUAGGCAGCUUAUUGUGACUACACUAGGGGAGUAGCAACUGAUAUAAUCUCGAAUGCAGAUUAUAGAUGCCGUUUGCAUGCAUUUAGAUUAAUAGUAAUGAACGAGUUGUUGGGCAAAUGCUUUGUAUGUAUUAGAGGUAACAGGAGGAAAAGGCUAAAGAGCUGAAUAGGAGGUUUAUCAGUAGAAGGUGGUCCAUUGGGGCAAAUAGGCACUGCCCACCAGCCCAGGUGUGCUCUCAGCCAGGCCCCACCUGCCUGCUUUCUUGCUCGCAAGCUGUCCAGAAACUGGCUCUGUCAGCUUCCUCCUCCUCCUCCUCCUCUUUCGUCUCAGUGUUGCUCUUGUGUAACUCAACAGGAAGGAGGAUAGGGGCAAAAAUAGAGUUGAUUGGUUCUGCCUGUCAUUGGCUCUGGCGCCACCUGCUGUUGGGCUCCCUGCCUUCUGCCCUACCAGUCCCAACAUGCACCACCCAUCAGUAGUGCUGAUGUUCCUUUGCGAAUCGUCCAGGCGGACGUUCCUUGCACAUCCUAUUCAGCACUUUUUCUUCCUGGCCUGUGUGUUGUUUGUACAAAGGCACUGGAGGUAGAACAGGGUAAAAAAAAAGAGGUCCGUUGGCAGAACAGACAAGUGGGAGAUAUCAGUACUAGGCAUUGUCUCACUGAUGGGGAUCAUUUGCUCCCUAUGCAGAUAAAAACAUUUCAGCUUAACUGGACAGCUUUUAAAUAGCAACCAGGGUGCAAGUUGUCUGCCAGCAACAGCACUGGUUUAGGGUGGCCUCUGGCAACUGGUGCAUCUGUUGUGAUUCUUAAAGAGUUCUAGCUUUCACUUAAAUAAACGAAAAUGUUUCUAGUCGUGUGGGCUAAGGAAAUGAGACUAAAAAGAGAGAGAGAUAGUCUUCUGACAAGUCUAUAGAGAAGGGAAACAAGCCUGGACUCCAGUUCCAGCUUCUCUGCCUUCCUGUCUUGCAGCCCACACCUUUUAAAAAGAAAAAGCAACUUGCUCUAUGGCAGGGGCUCCCAAUAGCCUCCCUAAUGCAGCUUUCCGUGUGCAGAAAAUUUCCCGAAGGAACUUUCAAUCUCCCUUUCAUGGUCCGCCCUGAUACAAUUCAGGCACAUUUAUUAACUUUUGUAAGAAUAUAUGAUUCAUAUUAAUGGAAGCUAUUGCCCUGUAACUGAGACUAGAGCAGGUUCUCUCUCUCCUGAUACUCUUAUUGCAGCUCAUUGGAUGUAUUUAAGAUUUGUGAACAGAGUUUAAUUUAAGAGCAUGCACUUUUGAAAGUAGUAACUAGAACCUGUGCUCCUCUCAGCCUCUGCUGCACUGUACAGUCCGGUAUUUAAUGUGUAGAAAUAUACCAGCGUUUACACCAUUUGUGAACCCUUUUUGAUAACUUUUGGAACAAAGUUUGUCGUGUAAAGUUUUGAUGCAGUUUUUCUCGGUGAUGGAUUAAGAUGUUUUACAGGACAA